Molecule: messenger RNA, 322 nt
Organism: Pterocles gutturalis (yellow-throated sandgrouse)
Lineage: Eukaryota; Metazoa; Chordata; Aves; Pterocliformes; Pteroclidae
Product: collagen alpha-1(X) chain-like
Exons: 2
Source: RefSeq, a predicted model, not a curated record
GGUCCAAGAGGGGACUCAGGUGUCCAGGUCCAGGGAGGACCCAGGGAUCCAGGUCCUGCCACAGGUCCAGGAGGGGACCCAGAUUUGUUGGGGGUCUCAGGAGGGACCCAGGUGUCCCCAAGAGGGGACCCAGGCAUCUGGGUCCAAGGGGGACUGAGGGGUCCAGGUCCUACCAAGGGUCCAAGAGGACACCCAGGUGUCCAGGUCCAGGGACCCAGGGGUCCAGGUCCUGUUGGGGGUCUCAGAGGGGAGCCAGGGGUCCAGGUCCAGGGGGGACCCAGGGGUCCAAGUCCCGUUGGGGGGUCUCAGAAGGGACCCAGGG